CAGAGUCUAAGCACUCCAAGACCUUGAACAGGAAUGUGGGCGGCUCUCCCUUGCAGCUGAGCUUCUCAGAUUUCUCUCACUAGAGUUGUGUGGCCAUGGGUACGCUAGCGCAGGCUGUUGAUCGGUGCAAAAUUCUGUCGGCUGCCGCUCAUUCCAAGUCUGAGGUGCAUUGCAAACCUCAGGCUGAAACCGGGGCCAGAAGUCUGAUAUGCAGACAUCAAGUAGAAAGUCUGCACGACGCGCUGGGCAGAAGGUCGGGGUUCUUUGGAGGCUCGCUUCAGCCAAUUGGCAGGCGGAAUGGCUUGCAACUGCAAUUGCAGCGCUCUCUGAAGACUGUCAGGGCAGCAUUGGCAGAAGCAACGGAGGCAGCGGCGCCUACCCUUGCAGAGACGCCAGUUGUCAAGAAGACUGGUUCGGUGGCAUUGGUGGCCCUUGGCUGUCCAAAAAACACUGUGGACGCAGAGGUGAUGCUCGGGGACCUGCAGAGGCAAGGGUACCAGAUCACUGACGAUCCUGACACCGCUGAUGUGGUAAUUGUCAACACGUGCGCUUUCAUCGAGGACGCCAAGCGGGAGUCCAUUGAUGCAAUCACGGAGGCUGGGGAACUGAAGGGCAAGUCUGCCAAGGGCGUGCUGGUGACUGGCUGCCUGGCACAGCGGUACUCUAAGGAGCUUGCCAGCGAGCUUCCGUUCGUCGACGCCGUCGUCGGCUUCGAGUCCUACUCCCAGCUCGGCGCCCAAGUCGAGCGCAUUCUCGCCACCGGAACCGCCAGCACCAGCACUUCCUCUCUCGAACAAAACGUCCUCGUCGGCACGCCGCACGUGCCGUUCCGUGUCGAGUCCGAGCGCCGGCGAAUCACGGCGCAGCACACGGCGUACCUGAGAGUCGCGGAGGGUUGCGACCACACGUGCACGUUUUGCAGCAUUCCGGGGUUCCGGGGGAAGUUCCGGAGCAAGCGGUUUGAGGCGGUGGUCGCAGAGGCGAAUCUGCUGGCGGCGUCAGGGGCGCGCGAGAUCUGUUUGAUCGCCGAAGACACGAACCAGUGGGGCAGCGACUUCGGCGAAUCGGACCCCCGGCGGCUGCAAGACCUGCUUCACGCCAUCGCAGAAAACCCCCGGGUUAAGUGGAUCCGACUGCUGUACUGCUACCCGAGUUAUUUCACCGAGGAACUGAUCACCGCCAUCGCCUCAAUCGACAAAGUCUGUAAGUAUAUCGACAUUCCGCUGCAACACAUAAGCGCGGCGGUGCUGCAACGGAUGCAGCGGCCGAGUAAAACGCACGCCGAGGGAUUGCUGCGAAAGUUGAAGGAACGGAUACCCGGGUUAGUGUUGCGAACCACGUUUAUUUCCGGGUUCCCGGGCGAGACGGAGGGGGAUCACGAGGAGCUUAUGGGCGCGGUUAAGGAGUUCGGGUUUGAGCGUGGGGGCGUGUUUGCGUAUUCGCGGGAAGACGGGACGCCCGCGGCGGAUCUGGAAAAGCAGGUCGGGCGACGGACGAAGGAUCGGCGGCAGUGCGAGUUGCAGGAUAUGAUGCGGGACCGGCAGAUGGACUGGGCGGGGCAGCAGAUUGGGCGGACGCUCGACGUCAUGAUUGACGUCAUGGACGGACACGUAGCGGUCGGACGAAGCCAAUAUGAUGCCCCCGAGAUCGAUAAUCGAGUCAGAAUAGAAGGGUGUUUGAUACCGUUUACGCCUGGGAGCGUGCUGCAGUGUAGGGUCGUGGGGGCUGAGGACUGGGACCUUAUUGCGGAACCAAUUGAAGUGAGUUGAGAUCCGCUGAAUAUUAAUUUCGACGAUUUAGUCAUUCAUGGCACAGUGCCCU
Messenger RNA from Klebsormidium nitens, 1821 nucleotides. Lineage: Eukaryota; Viridiplantae; Streptophyta; Klebsormidiophyceae; Klebsormidiales; Klebsormidiaceae. The record is from the annotation of a GenBank genome assembly.